AUGGGCGAUGUAUCUUUAAGUUUAAGAUCAUGGAACAAGAGCAGUGAUUACUGUUCUUGGAUUGGUGUUAAGUGUGAUGCUAAAUCUGGCAAGGUGGUUUCACUUUCCUUUAUUUUCAUUCAUCUCAACAACUCUUUCAAACCAAAUAGUGGUCUUUUCAAACUCCAAUAUCUUCAAAACCUAACCUUUUACAACUGUUAUCUCUAUGGGGAGAUUCCUUCUUCAUUAGGAAACUUUUCUCAUCUCACACUUCUUGAGCUUACCCAAAAUAAUUUUGUCGGUCCACUUCCAGCUUCUAUUGGAAACCUAACCCAACUAAGAUACCUGAGACUUAGCCAAAACAGUUUCAGUGGCAAAAUUCCGAAUUCAUUUGCCAAUUUAACGAAACUGUCUGAAGUCAACCUCGAUAACAAUUACUUCGAAUCCACGCUUCCACCUGACAUGAGUAGAUUCCACAGCUUGGAGUAUUUUAGUGCGAGUGCAAACUCCUUUCUCGGGUCUUUCCCUAGGUCUUUUGUUCACGAAUCCUUCGUUGAGAUACGUUAA
Molecule: messenger RNA, 546 nt
Organism: Arabis nemorensis
Lineage: Eukaryota; Viridiplantae; Streptophyta; Magnoliopsida; Brassicales; Brassicaceae
Source: the annotation of a GenBank genome assembly